AUGGAAGACGUUCCCCUCGACCACGGCUCCCUCGAGCACCUCCUCCCCCCCAGCUGGAAGACCGUCGUCACAUCGUGGCUGGCCGAGGACACACCGUCAUUCGACUACGGCGGCUUCGUCGUCGGCUCGGACCCGCGCACCGCGACGCUCUGGGGCAAAUCAGGCGGCAUCGUCGCGGGACGGCCGUUCGUCGACGAGAUCUUUGCGCAAUGCGGCUGCACUGUGGAGUGGCACGUCAAGGAGGGCAGCCACAUCGAGCUCCGGGGCCACGGCGGCGCGCCGAAGGGCAAGAUGCGCGUGGCGACGGUCUCGGGCCCGACGCGGGGUCUCCUGCUGGGCGAGAGGGUCGCGCUGAACACGCUGGCCAGGUGUUCUGGCGUCGCGAGCAUGACGAGGGGCAUGCUUGUCAACCUCCGCGCGGCGGGGUACACGGGGGUCCUCGCGGGCACGCGCAAGACGACGCCCGGGUUCAGACUGGUUGAGAAGUACGGCAUGAUGGUGGGCGGGGCGGACGCGCACCGACACGACCUCAGCUCGAUGAUCAUGCUGAAGGACAACCACGUCUGGAGCAAGGGCAGCAUUACGAACGCCGUGAAGGCGGCUAAGAGCGUCGGCGGCUUUAGUUUGAAGGUCGAGGUCGAGGUGCAGAGCGAGGCGGAGGCGGACGAGGCGAUCGAGGCCGGCGCGGAUGUUGUGAUGCUUGACAACUUCACCGGCGAGGGCGUCAAAGUUGCGGCGAGGAGUUUGAAGGAACGCUGGGCUGGCAAGAGGUACUUCCUCUGCGAAGUCUCUGGCGGGUUGACCUUGGCUAAUGUGGAGGAUUACGUGUGCAAUGAUGUGGAUAUUCUUUCGACGAGCGCAAUUCACCAGGGCGUGCCGCACGUUGACUUCUCGCUCAAGGUUGAGCACUGA
Messenger RNA from Colletotrichum truncatum, 912 nucleotides. RefSeq names its product nicotinate-nucleotide diphosphorylase. Lineage: Eukaryota; Fungi; Ascomycota; Sordariomycetes; Glomerellales; Glomerellaceae. Gene Ontology annotation, biological process: quinolinate catabolic process; NAD+ biosynthetic process. The record is from RefSeq and is a predicted model, not a curated record. Gene Ontology annotation, molecular function: nicotinate-nucleotide diphosphorylase (carboxylating) activity. Gene Ontology annotation, cellular component: cytoplasm.